This is a messenger RNA of Naegleria gruberi, 1222 nucleotides long. Its product is annotated as aminoglycoside phosphotransferase. The record is from RefSeq and is a predicted model, not a curated record. The transcript has a single exon. Lineage: Eukaryota; Heterolobosea; Eutetramitea; Acrasida; Naegleriidae. Bases 1 to 1206 code for a protein of 401 amino acids.
AUGGAAAGUUGUAUUGAGCGGUUGUAUGCUGGCUUACUUGAUGAUGCCACGGUAUUGAUCAAGAAGAGUGAUUCAUUGCGAUCUGUAUCGAAUGUUGAAGAUCAAUUGAAUGAAAAGAGGGAAGAUGUUUCCUGGGAACUGGUCUUGAGGAAUGGAAAUAUUGUAAAUACAAUGAAGGGAUUUUGUGGUGUGGUGCUGAGAAUACAAGUUGGAGAGGAGAGUGUGAUUGUCAAGUUGGCUAGUACGAAUGGAAAGAUGAGACCUCUAUUGAAGAAUCAAUACAGAAAUGAAGUGGAAUUUUGUAGAUGGUUGAUGAUGAAGAAAAAAGUUGAUGGCUUACCAAAGAUAUUUGCCAGUGGAUAUUUGAAUGAAGAAGAGCAAUUAUUUUACAUUGUAAUGGAAGAUUGUGGAAUUGGAGAAAUGGAUCAAUUGAGUGAUUGCUCUAUUGAGGAUGCAUCUAAUAUAUUGAGACAUUGGCAGAGAGUCCAACUCGAAAUUGGGAGCAAUCUUUCUGAUUUGAAUGUUAGGAGCUUGUUUUACUCCUUCAUAAAUGGAGUUCUCUUCUUUGAAUUUAACUCGCUACUAGAAAAGGAGGAAAAUCUUGAUAAAUAUCUGGUGGAAACUGUUUGUGCGAAGGUUGAGGGGGACUGGACAAUAUUUUUGGACGUUAUUAAGGAACUAGAUUGGUCUACUUACAGUGAUACCAUUUUGCAACAUUUUCACACAAGAAUAGAGUUGCCAAAUUUGGUGGCCAACAUUAAGAACUCGCUCUCGUACCUCCAAAAUGAUCAAGCAUUUGCCGUUCACGGUGAUUUUAGAUUGGAAAAUAUUAUUAAGAAAGGAAAUUCUGUAAAAUUUAUUGAUUUUCAAUCCUUAAGCAAAGGUCCUUGCUCCUAUGAUCUUUCACAUUUUACUGCCCAAAGCAUAUCCAUUCAAAAGAGGAGGACAGUGGAAGAGUCGCUCCUCCGUGAAUACUUUGAAUCAUUGAGUGGUAACAAGUUGAGUUGGGAGAGUUUCCUUGAAUCCUACAAACAUUGCAUAGUUCUCCAGAUGUGUUAUUGCGUGCUAGGUAUUGGAAGUCAUUGGAAAUAUUAUUUGCAAAGUGGUAAACUCAAAGAUCCACAAUUCCUUAAGGAAAAGAGUGCUCGGGUUGGUAUGGAUAUUAUUGCAAGGACAUGUCAUCUCUACAUUGAUCAUUUCCAAUAAAUUACGUUGAAGGUUG